Messenger RNA from Porites evermanni, 648 nucleotides. Lineage: Eukaryota; Metazoa; Cnidaria; Anthozoa; Scleractinia; Poritidae. The record is from the annotation of a GenBank genome assembly.
AUGAAGAGAAAGACAUAUUUGGUUGAAGAAGAACACGAGAGUGAACAUGAAGAAAGCGAAAGUUCUGGUGAUGAAAGCGAGGAUGAAGAACCAAGAAGAAAAGAAGAACCAAGAAUAAAAGAUGUUUUGAGUCAUCUUUCCCGAGCAGUGUCGGAAAUUAGAAAAGCGUGCUUGUGAUUUGCUGCAUAGUAUAGCCGCGUCCAAAGAUAUUCUUUUCUGGACUCCCAGCGGACAAUUACUUCGAAAUAAACGCACUAUUCCCGUCACAAACAUCGCCGAGCUAGUUGAGUAUGUGUUACUCCCUCAUAACAAUGAGGUACCAAGCCUCGGGCGCUGAAUACGUUUGUAGAUGGACUUGCAGAGUUAGGAAUCGAUAAACGUUUAAUCAAGAACAAAAAAUUGUUAAGUGAUUUAAUAGAAAAGGAAAAAGGCUACCGAAAUGUAGAAAAUACUUCCGAUAAUGAGAGUAAUAAUGAGGAGAGUUCAUCGGAUAUUGAAAAUCAGGAGGAGGAGGAGGAAGUGGCUUCUGAGAAUGGCGUUGAAACUGAAGGCACCCAAGAGAGCGACAACGACACUGAAAAUGACAGUGAGGAAACAGAAAGUAGUAGCCCUGAAACAUCCACCACCUUUCACUCUAAAAGUCCCUGU